AUGUCCUCUGGUGAAGAUAGUGGCAGUUAUGAUGAAUGGAUCCCGUCCUUCUGUUCCCGUUUUGGUCAUGACUAUUUCUGUCAAGUUCCUACAGAAUUUAUAGAGGAUGAUUUUAACAUGACCUCUUUGUCACAAGAAGUUCCACAUUAUCGUAAAGCGUUGGAUUUGAUUCUUGAUUUGGAAUCCAUGAGUGAGGAUGAGGAUGAUCUUGGACAGGAUAGAAACGGUAACAGAGAUGAUUUACAGGGUGAACUAGCGAACCGUAGUAUAAUCGAACAUGCUGCAGAACAAUUAUAUGGGUUGAUCCACGCAAGAUACAUUUUGACUAAACAAGGGUUGCAAGCAAUGGCAGAAAAAUUUGAUCAUAAAGAGUUUGGUACAUGUCCAAGAUAUUAUUGUUCUGGGAUGCAGUUGUUACCAUGCGGAUUAAGUGAUACCAUUGGGAAACAUACAGUUAGAUUGUAUUGCCCAAGUUGUCAAGAUUUGUAUCUUCCCCAGUUCUCUAGAUUUCUAUGCUUGGAAGGUGCCUAUUGGGGGACAAGUUUUCCAGGUGUGUUUUUAAAGCAUUUUAAAGAAUUAGAGGAUUAUGUGGAACGUAAAAGUAAAGAAUCUUACGAAUUGAAAGUUUUUGGGUUUAGAAUUAGUGACGAAGCUGUUUCUGGUCCACGUAUGAAAUGGUUAAGACAAUAUCCUUCUACUGAGGCUGAAUGGGAAGAAUUUAAAAAGUGUGAAUUCGAAUUACCUUCAGUAUAA
This is a messenger RNA of Arxiozyma heterogenica, 753 nucleotides long. RefSeq names its product casein kinase 2 regulatory subunit CKB1 (gene CKB1). The transcript has a single exon. The record is from RefSeq and is a predicted model, not a curated record. Lineage: Eukaryota; Fungi; Ascomycota; Saccharomycetes; Saccharomycetales; Saccharomycetaceae. Bases 1 to 753 code for a protein of 250 amino acids. Gene Ontology annotation, cellular component: cytoplasm; UTP-C complex; protein kinase CK2 complex. Gene Ontology annotation, biological process: regulation of transcription by RNA polymerase III. Gene Ontology annotation, molecular function: protein kinase regulator activity.